Molecule: messenger RNA, 1653 nt
Organism: Xenopus laevis (African clawed frog)
Lineage: Eukaryota; Metazoa; Chordata; Amphibia; Anura; Pipidae
Gene: lamtor1.L
Product: ragulator complex protein LAMTOR1-like
Exons: 5
Coding region: 117-605 (162 amino acids)
Source: RefSeq, a predicted model, not a curated record
CGCGCAGCUGCCCCAGCAGCACCCGGAAGCGGAACUAUUGCUCAGGAGUUCGGCUCCCCUGUCAUGUGAUAGAUCGGCUUGGCUGUCCGGAGCGAGCUGGCCCCGUUCUGUCGGACAUGGGCUGUUGCUACAGCGGGGAGACUGACACCGGCAAAGGGGAUCAGCGAGAGAGGGAACAUCUGCUGCCCCAAAGCCACUCUCUUCCCAGCAAUAAACAAAAUGGAUCAGAACAGAACCCCACAAAUAACCCCUCCGCUCGCACUGAUGAACAGGCCAUGUUGUCUCGCAUCUUGGCCAAGACCGCUCAGAACAUUAUUGAUGUGUCAGCCGUGGAGUCACAGGGGAUGGAGCAGCACGAAUGUAUGGACAGAGCCCGGCAGUACAGCACGAGGCUGGCGAAACUCAGCAGCAAUUUAAUGGACUGGAAGAACGUGCCCCCCCUCCCCUCACUGACCUCUCAGCCGCACCAAAUACUCGCCAGUGACCCCGUUCCCUUUACAGACAUACAGCAGGUGUCUAAGAUCGCUGCUUACGCCUUCAGUGCGCUCUCACAGAUACGAGUGGAUGCAAAAGAGGAUUUAGUUGUACAGUUUGGGAUCCCGUAACCUGGAUGCACUUGCGCGUUCUCUCAGACCUCAAGCAGUGUCGACUCCAUCUAUAUUUUCUUUAAUUUAUCUUUAUUUUUUAGAGAUUUCUUUAAAUAUUGUCUUUGCUUAGCUCAGGAGUCGAUCACCUGUUUUACCCCCUUUUGUUACCCCUUGUACCGCCAUCUUGCUAUUGUCCUUGAUGUUUGCACUGGCCAUUCACACUGUUCAGCUCUUGCCCUGGUCUUACAGCUCUGAUUUCAUUGUAUUCUGGAGUAACAGCCCACAUAUAAUACAGGCUAAACUGUUCUAUUACCCAGCAGUGCAAAUGUUUAUUUUCUACUUACAUUUAACAUUUUUAGUAACUACAGGAUUUUGGGGGGAGACUUGACACAUUUGGGGUCUGUCCCAUUGGACUUGAGAGAAAUUCCCUGCACCUUCUGACAGCAGGAGGCUUAGGAUCAUGGUCUCUGUGCAUCCUGAGCUUUAUGGCUGCAGCUUGACACAUAAUGGGCCCCUCAUAGAUACCCCUAAUCUGUCACAUUGAGUAUUUAAAGCCAAGGACAGGGGGUGCUGUGACCCUUUGCUCUGUAUGUAGAGACUACACUUACUGCUUCUGUUCAGCACAAGAUGUGUUCCUUUAGUAACAAUAAGGAUGGCACUUUGCAGGUUCUGUUUCCUUAACCCUAUGUGCUCCCAACUCCCCGGAUGGUACUUAGGGGCUGGCAUUAUUAUAUAGACUCUUGAUCAUGUGGCAAAUCAUUACACUGUUCCACCUGGCAAUGCCCAAUUGGCAGCUUUCAUCUUACAUCAGAGGAUGUUAUUGGUCAGCUGGAGAGACUGCAAUUUUACUUACUGUCCCUAGGUGGUGCCAUUGCUAAGGGUUACCCCUGGGUGCCUCACGCAUGAUUACACAAGGAGUAAUGCAAACGGCUCAUGCGGAGAGGAAUGGGGGUGCCCUGGCCUAUCCCACAAGGAGAAUAAUUUACAGUAAACAAAUACUAUUUGGUUUCUUUUUCUAUAAAUUGUGGGAAAUCUCUGUAACAAUAAAAUUCUUACUUGUCUCAAA